Messenger RNA from Camelina sativa (false flax), 1293 nucleotides. Lineage: Eukaryota; Viridiplantae; Streptophyta; Magnoliopsida; Brassicales; Brassicaceae. The record is from RefSeq and is a predicted model, not a curated record.
AUGGUACGCUCUGAGAUUGUUGCAGUGAAGAAAAGGCUUCUACUUUUAGCUGACGAGCGAGUUAGGGAAGAAUCUGGUCCUUCCCUUCUAUCGCAUCCCAAUGGUGGUGAUUGUCGUGUUCCGGUUGUAGAGGAAGGAGGACCAUCAAGUCCUGCGAGGCCGGAGUCUUCAUUUAUAAACAGCGAUUGGUUGACUGACUGCAGGCAACCAAUCGAAACAGAUGUUGGUUUUCAGUGGACUAACACAGAUGGGUGUGCAGCUGUUUCGGUAGAGGAAGAUUCUGUAUUUAUUGGUCGUGUCUUCAAAGACAAAGCAGACAUGCAGAACACGUUAGCGCAAAGCAGUUCAAAUACCUUUUCUUUGCUCUGGGUGCAAGCAUUGCAGGAUGCUAAUUUUCAAGUGUUUCAUAUAGCAUUUGGGAUAGUUGACUCAGAAAAUAUAGGUGCUUGGACUUGGUUUUUCAGGCAAUUGAGUCUUAUAGUUCCUGAUAAGGAAGAUUUGGUUAUAGUGUUUGACAGACACAGAUCCAUUUAUGCUGCAAUUGAUGAAGUUUACCCUCUUGCUUUCCAUGGAGCAUGUGCAGUGCACAUAGAGCGAAAUAUCAGGCAUUUCUCGGGCAAAGACUUUCUAACUUGGUUGGUAAAGAUGCACGAGCUUUCAAUGUGGGUGAUUUUACAAAGUGGUAUGCAGAAGUCGGGAUCAGAAGCAUACUUGGAUGCGAUUCUACUAGAGCAUUGGACGCAAGCAUAUUGCAAGGCUAAACGGUACAAUAUUAUGAGUAGCAACGUCGUUGAAGCUCUAAAUGCUGCUGAUAGACAGCACAAAAAUUCUGCUGGUUUGGCUGUUAAAGGAGUCUCUGCUUGGAGUUACCAAGUGAGUACAAGUGAGGGAAACGCAUACUACGUUGACCUUGGGCAGAAGAGCUGUUCGUGUUUGCAGUUUCAGAAGUUACUCAUUCCCUGCUGCCAUGCUUUAACUGCUGCUAGGACUAAUGGUAUCUAUAUCCCAUCACUUGUGGGAAAUAUUUACAAUGUCGAUGUUUUUGGUAGAUCAUAUGCAGAGUUUAUAUUUCCGCUCCCAAACAAGUGUGACAUCGUAGUACCACCAGCUGUUGAAGAAACACAGUUCGCGCCGCCUACAAAUCCGCCAGGACCAGGUUGGAGAAGGAAAAGGAGGAUACCUUCUACUGGAGAACAUGUGGGUACUAAAAGGCGGAAGGGUGUACCGCAUAAGUGUACAAUUUGCCAUAUAGCAGGGCAUCACAGGGCCACCUGCAGCACUGUGGUGGAGUAA